UGAAUCGCAGAACUCUCAGCUAACUACUACUACUACUACUACUACUAAGUUGCCAAUAAACGCGGGUGUACGGCGUGAAUUUGUUGCCGGAAUUCAGCAUUUUUUCAAUCUUACUAUUGGUUCUCAUCUUUUAUACAAAUUUGAACGAUUACAAUAUGCUGAGCUAUUGAAACAUCAUACAGAUAAGAGAAUGUCAGAUAUUUAUGGUUCAAUUCAUUUGUUAAGGUUGUUUGUUAAACUCCGAGAUAUGGUGUCAUGCGUCCGAGUCGAUGAGCAUAGUCUCCCUAUGCUAGAAGCUUCAGUUGCUGAGUUUUUGCGGUUUCUGCAACAAAAUGAAAGCCGUUACUUCCGAAUUGAGGAUUACAGUGUGGCGACGGCAGAAUAUCAACGAAGAGCGAUGUGUUAAAUGCGCAUAUAACUAACUGUCACCGUUGU
Messenger RNA from Trichobilharzia szidati, 435 nucleotides. The record is from the annotation of a GenBank genome assembly. NCBI's taxonomy places the organism in Eukaryota, Metazoa, Platyhelminthes, Trematoda, Strigeidida, Schistosomatidae.